AUGACCGACACUGUACCUGACACUCCGACGAGGAUGAAGAAGCCUGAACCAGGCACCUCCGACGAUGAAGGUGACCACGAGACCAUCGCCACCUUGCCGGCGCAUACCACCACUCCCUCACAACGAUUGACCCAGGCAACACAGCUGGUUGACUUGCCCUAUUCACGUCAAAACAAUCCAACCGUCCAAGUUGCUGCCUCCUCGCCUAUUGCAUCUGCCUCAUCUCCUCCACCCCAGCGUCCCCGUGGCGGCCUUUUAAGCUCGCUCAUGGCCCCUUCUGGUACAUCGUUUCGUCCUCCCGUCACCACUGUUCGACCUACCAAACGAACUCCUACAUUCAACAUGGAUGACGGUCCCACUUACCGAGGCGGGUCUUCGGACGACGAUGAGAAUCGCAUUGAUAUCAAGCCUGUAAUGUUUGAAAAGACCAGUCGCAGCCCUGAGAAGGUUGCCGAAUCACCUAUACGCAACGGGGCUGGCUCCAUGGAUCGCUUCAAAGAAAUCACCUCAUCCGCUUUCUACGACCCUUCUUCAGCUGGAAUUAAACGGUCUGCCGACCAAAUGAGUCCGUCGGGUGCACCUCGGGGCGUAGCAACCAAAAAAAUCCGCCAGACAGGUCCUUCUCGUGCGCAACCUGUGAACGCUCCAAUCUCGACUUUGCUGGACAUUGCCGAUUUCCGAGUGAAAGUGAAGGUCGAACGUAUCCUGAAAAUCUUGCCGACGAAGUCUGUACAAGAAUGUGUGGAUGCUCUGAUGUCAGCCAAUGGAAAUUUUGAUCUUGCUCUUGACCUGCUUGGUGAUGAAUCGAGCAAGGCAAACGGAAUUGGCGCCCGGGACUCGGUGAUUGAGAUUGAAUCGUCCGAGGACGAACUCAACGCUCAACCAAACCGUAAUGUGGGACACAUCGCCAAACAGAAGAUCAAGGCCCGUGGGACCAUCCAAGAUAAAUGGGCUGCCACUAAAGGACAUAUUACUUCCCAAAAGGAAGACGAUGGCAAGCCUCGUGGUCGUCUCAUGCGUGGCCCCAGGAGUCGUGAUCCAACAGCUCCCAUAGACACAAUUACGAUCGAUUCAGAUGGGUCACCCCCCAAGAAGAAAGCCUCGCGGCUACAGAAAGGCCCACGCCGUGCUCCUUCUCUCACCCCGGAGGCCGUACUCUCGGAUUCAGAAGAUUCGGAUGUGGUCGAGGAGGAUGUCAACGCCGGGGACCUGGAACAGAAGGUCUUGCGUUUCUUCAACACUUGCAAACCUCACGAUCUUGCCGAUAUCGCCGCCGUUCCUGAGGAGACUGCAGAGCUCAUCACGUCUCAGCAGCCCUUCGGAAGUCUGGGCGAGGUGCGUGAGGUCACUGCCCCCGUCGACGAGAACGCCAAACCCAAAGGCAAGGGCAAGGGCCGCAAGGCUCCUAAGCCCAUUGGCGACAAAAUCGUCGAUAAGUGUCUAGAAAUGUGGACCGGGUACCUGGCGAUUGAUGCACUCGUGGCGGAAUGCGAGGCCUUGGGUAAGCCUGUGGCCGAGGAGAUGAAGAAGUGGGGCGUUGACGUCUUUGGCAAGCGUGGUGAUGCCGAGCUUGACCUUGCAACGCUAGGUGGCUCCCAUGAUUCAGGCAUCGCAACACCAUCUUCCACUCAUCCGUCACCCGCAGCUGACGAUUCCGAAGAUGAGAUUCGGCCUGUCGCCAAGUCACGAAAAACUCAGUCGAAUGAUCAGUCCGGGUUCAUCUCCCAGCCAUCAAUCAUGGCCAAGAACCUGGUCAUGAAGGACUACCAGAUCGUGGGGCUCAACUGGCUGGCUCUGCUGUUCGAGAAGAAGAUGAGCUGCAUCCUCGCGGAUGAUAUGGGUCUCGGGAAGACGUGCCAGGUCAUCUCCUUCCUGUCCCACCUGUACGAAAAGGGCGUCAAGGGGCCUCACUUGGUCGUUGUCCCUUCAUCGACUAUCGAGAACUGGCUUCGUGAGUUCAGCACGUUCUCGCCUGAGCUGCAAGUCCGUCCUUAUUAUGCCAACCAGAACGAGCGCGCCUUCAUCCGUGAACAGCUCGAAAGCGACCGGGAUGAAAUCAACGUCGUUGUGACCACCUACACAAUCGCCAAGGCCAAGGUCGACGCCAAGUUCCUGCGCGACAUGGAUUUCUGUGUCUGCGUCUUCGAUGAAGGGCACAUGCUCAAGAAUUCGCAGUCUCUUCUGUACGAAAAACUCAUCCGGAUCAACGCCGAGUUCCGACUUCUGCUCACGGGUACUCCUUUGCAAAACAAUCUGCAAGAGCUGGCGUCUCUGCUUGGGUUCAUCCUCCCUGGGGUCUUCAAGGAUCACAAGGAUGAUCUGCAGGCUGUCUUUGCCAACAAGGCAAGGACGUCUGACGAAUCACACGCUGCGCUGUUGUCAGCACAGCGGAUCGAGCGUGCCAAGUCUAUGCUCAAGCCCUUUGUCCUGCGCCGGAAGAAGUAUCAGGUCAUCGACCUGCCAGCCAAGCACUCAUUCGUAGAAUACUGCGAAAUGAAGACGUCGCAGCGGGAUAUUUACGACCACGAGAAGGAGCAAGUGCGACAGCUCCUCGAAGACCGUGCUGCUGGCAAGAAGACCGGCUCGAAGUCCGCCAACAUCCUAAUGAAGCUCCGUCAGGCGGCCAUCCACCCCUUACUCGCUCGGCGUCAUUAUACGGACGCUAUCCUCAAAAAGAUGGCCAAGAGCUGUCUGAAAGAAGACAAGUGGGCGGCCUCCGACCCAGCCAUCAUUGAAGAGGAGCUGCAGGCCUAUAAUGACUUUGAGUGCCACCACAUGUGCCUUGAGAACCCGAGUUCUUUGGGCAGGUACAAGCUCAAGAAUGAGGAGUGGAUGGACUCGGGCAAGGUCGAAAAGCUUCGUGAGCUGCUCACUCGCUUCAUUGCCAACGGUGACCGCACACUGAUCUUCUCGCAAUUCACAAUGGUCAUGGAUAUCCUCGAAAAUGUCCUCGAGACCCUCAAGAUCGAGUUUGUGCGUCUGGACGGUCGCACCAACGUCGAGGACCGCCAGUCCAUUCUCGAUGCUUUCCAUGAACGGGUGGAAAUCCCAGUCUUCCUUCUCUCGACCAAGGCUGGUGGCGCGGGAAUUAACUUGGCCUGUGCCAACAAGGUCGUCAUUUUUGACUCCUCCUUCCCUCAAGAGGACGUCCAGGCCGAAAAUCGUGCCCAUCGCGUUGGUCAAACCCGCGACGUUGAGGUCUUCCGCUUCGUGACUCGUGACACUAUUGAAGAGCAAAUCUACGCUCUUGGCCAGACUAAGCUUGCCUUGGACCAGGCCGUCGCCGGUGACGAUGAUUCCGCCGCCUCAAAGAAGAGCGAGGAGAUUGGCAUGAAGGCCGUGGAAAACAUGGUUCUUGCGGACAUGGAAAAGCAGGAUGGCCACAACGCUCAAUCCAAAGCAGAUUAG
This is a messenger RNA of Penicillium oxalicum, 3408 nucleotides long. RefSeq names its product DEAD/DEAH box helicase. Bases 1 to 3408 code for a protein of 1135 amino acids. The transcript has a single exon. Gene Ontology annotation, cellular component: nucleus. The record is from RefSeq and is a predicted model, not a curated record. Gene Ontology annotation, molecular function: chromatin binding; ATP binding; DNA binding. NCBI's taxonomy places the organism in Eukaryota, Fungi, Ascomycota, Eurotiomycetes, Eurotiales, Aspergillaceae.